CCUUGUACCACCUCGCCAAAUUAUAUUUGGCGACGUCCCAAUGAUCUAUCCACUGUGUACAACCACAGACAAAAGAUUCUCUAACCCCUCCCUCGAGAAAUCUUCAUUCUUAAGCAUCGGACAUAUGACAUGCGCCAACAGCUCAGUGACUGGAUCCGGCGACACCUACCACGUCCAUUACUAUCGAGAUCUAACUCUCGUUCCCGACUCCCAAAGGAUACCUUCUAUGGCCAGCGAAGGAGAAGCAUCUGUUCCCUGCCGGCUGGGGAGGGCAAUGCUACUGCCCCUCCAAAGUCGAAACGGACGACAUGGAACCCGAUCUGGUUACACACGAGUUUCCUCUUAGCGACAGCAUUGACCUUCUUGGCUUUCAUUUCUGCCCUGUUGAUCUUGCUAUAUGUCGCCAACAGACAUGACGGCCUGAUUCUUCGGACUUCGAAUCAUUUCACUUGGACGUAUGGGCCGACUGCUGUGCUUACGGUCGUUGUGGCUGCCUGGCGGCAGAUCGAUUAUUACUGCAAGACUCUUGUGCCCUGGGGUGAGCUGAAUCGAGGAAACGCUCACCCAUCGCAAAGUGUGCUGCUUGACUACAAGUCGCCCCUACAAAUUAUAAGCUUCUACAAUGCGGCAAAAAACAAACAUGUUACCAUCAUCACCACUAUACUGGGAUUCGUUAUUCUCAAGUUGAUUACCCUUGCCUCCACCGGCCUUCUCUUUCCGGACUCGAUUAUCUUACCUAGCAGUCAAGUUGAGGUCUCUAGAAUCACGAGGCUGGACGGUUCACUCUACAAUGAGUCGGCCAAUCAAGGACUUUUCGACCCGUCAAUUGCAUACACUGCUUACGCUGCUAUGAGCAAGGGAUUACCAUACGCAGAUGGAACGACUGCUGAAAUGGUGUACGAACAAAUUGGGGAAUUCGAUCUACCGCAGCAGAGUCGGAAUGCCAACGGAACAGUUAGCGCAGAAGUUCGUGCCCUCGUCCCAACAUACCACUGUGAAAGUGCCCCUGUCGCGGUAAUUCUUCAACCAGCAAAUGUGACAGAUCUGCAUCCUGAGGACGGCCUCCAGUUACUGUUCUCUGAGUGUACUUUACGAGCCAAUGGGAAAGGCACCCCCGUCUACACUCUCAACCCCCAAACCUUUGUUUGUCCAGAACGUCAGUUGAGUCCUUUAUUUCAGCAAAUUGAUUGCAAUACGCAUUCUUCUCCAGGGAGCCAAGAUAAUUGGCAACUCCUGACGCUGACAGACUUUCGCUACAACCAAACGAUUGCCGAUGCGAACGAUCUGACAUUGGGAGAUGCAGUUUCGGCGACAACCUGGUCCACCGGCGUGGCACAAGUGAUUGGUAUUGCUUGCAGAUCGGGGUUCUCACUGAAGAAGAUUCAGCUAUCCUAUGACGUUCAGGAUGUUUCUCGAGGAAUUCGGGCAAUAACUGUAGAGGACGAUAACAGCACCACCCUGGGAAACUUUACGGGCUUUGAUCUCGGUGUCCUCACUACUUCGGCUCUCAGUGCAAGCGCAGAUAUGUUUGGCAACCUAGUGGAUAACCAAUAUGUCCUGGAGCGUCCAAAUGUACUCUUCAAAAUGAUGGCGGCAAUAAGUGGUGGCACUUACGAAAACCUGCUGAACGAAACCACUAUGAUUGUAGCGGCAGAAAAGGUUCUCCAACAAGUUGCGCUUCAGUCGGCUGCUAAGUACAUCACCAGUGGCGAUGACACAACUCUCCCAGGCACGUUCGUCCGGGAAGAAGAGAGACUUCAGAUCAGCACCUUUUCGCUCUGGGUAAUGUUUUCGGGCUGCGUCGUAAUGACUUUCCUGGCAAUACUCCUCCUUUGGAAGAGACCGAAGGAUUUAUGUCUCCAAAAUCCUGAAACCUCAAGCAUGACUGCAGAACUCUUAACCCAAAGCGCCGAUUUCAGGGAGGCAUUGAGACGGGUCGGGCUCGGUGGAGAUGAUGGGCUUGCCGCCAAACUACAAGCCUUCAGAUUCAGUGUCGAGCAUCGAGCAUAUGACGACGAUGAUCGUGUCGUCUCCAUAUCGCUAUCACCCUCCACGCGUUCUCUGGAUGGCAAAGAUGACAAUGACAUGUCUCGAAAUGAUGGAACAAUGUGGUGGAGGCCACUGACGCUAAAACUCCCGAUACUCAUCAUCAGCCUCGUCACGCCACUAAUAGCCGUUGGGGCUCUCGAAGUGAUACAGCAAGUUUCAGACAAACACCAUGGGUUCGUUUCUGUCCAGGAAUCUACCAGCUUCUCCAUUACCAUAUACACACGGUUCCUCCCUGCUUUGCUGAUAUUGCUGGUUGCGACAUUGAUCAACGCUCUCGAUUUCAACAUUGCUGUUUUAGCACCAUACUACACGCUCCAUUCCGAAAUUGGCUCUUCAGGAUUAAGAGGCAUCACGACUUCAAACCUCGGUUGUCCACCUCCAGUCGCCAUCUGGAACUCGGUGAGAAACCGUCAGUGGGGGCCUUCCCUGUCUGGGCUUGCCAGCCUCAUCGCAAGCGUUCUUACUGUCGUGGUUUCCGGCCUGUACACGGUCGACAAGCUGUCUCUGUCUCAAACAGUCACCUUGGAUCGUUCAGACGUAUUCAAUACGACUUGGAUCAACAGUGUCAAGAGCGACGACUCAGCAGCAGUUGUAGCAAGCUUAACAGAAAGUUUGGGGCUGGACUAUCCGCAGUUCACAUAUGAAGAACUAGCCCUACCUUCUCUGAAGUCUGUCAUGUCUGCAGGGAGCAAUGUUGACACCAACGCGACUCUACAGAUGCAGGUUCCAGCCCUGCGCAGCGAUUUGCAGUGCGUUGAAUUGACUAGAGGUAUGGUAAAUGUAUCAACAAGCUAUAAUUCCAGGAUCGAGACAGCUGAGGCAUCGGUGUCUGCUUCUGCCCCCUUACCACCAGCGUGUCCCUACGGUGGUCCAAACGGUACGGCAAAUUACAUUCAGUUCAGCAACACCUUUACAUUACGAGGGAACUCGAGUUUUGUCGGCAAGCUCUUGGAUUUGCAUGUCGGUCCUUUCGAUCCAAUACAGGACUCUAGCUUUGGCGAGCUCUCGCCAAACACGCAGGGCGAUAAUCCACCUGGAUGCCCGUCUUUGGCGUUCUUCUAUGGAUAUGCAGAUGUCAAUUUCCCCUCAAGGACAGCGAUAACGACCUUGAUGUGCUACCAGUACAUCGACCAACUUCCAACGAUGGUGACGUUCACUUGGCCGGACCUUGCAAUCUCUCCAACUCAACCUCCCGUGGCAAAUGAGUCUUCCACAGAACGACUUCCAAGUGGCGUGGACGGAGAGACUGCGUUCCAAUUCCGCUUGCAGCUCCACAUGGACGAUGAAUUCUCCUCUUUCAACCAGACAGCGAACACUGCCACACUCGCAGAAAGCUCACCCCCUUUGGACAACUUUUUUCAAGGCGUCAUCUUUGGCAAGGAGCCGCUGGAAAUCUCGAUGCUGGCGAGUACCCAUCAGGCAGAUAUCUCACAGGUAUACGGUGGCAUCCGUGGGUUCUACCGUCGAUACAUGGCACAGGCCAUAUCAAGCAAUAUGCGAGUCCCCAUCGGAUCUCGCACGGAGGACUCUGCAAAAGACUCCCCAAAUCGCACGACCGUGACAGGCACACUUCUGGAUGCGACAGUUCAAGCCCGAAUCGUGCAAGACCGUACUGCGAAACUCAUUCUCCAGGUCCAGCUGGGGCUCAUAUUCGUGCUUGCCUCGCUCGCCGUGGCCUGUUCUAAACUGCACGAGAUUGUGCCUUUCAAUCCGUGCACCAUCGCCGGUGUCGCCGCGCUGUUCGCGUGGAGCAGAAUGUGCGACCAGGAUGAUCCUGUUGGGAAAGGUGUCAUGGGAAACGGUGGACAGGGGAUGUGCCAGGGACGCUAUCGAUAUAGACUAGGGUGGUGGGACAUCGGGCAUGGACUAGGAGGAGAAACACACCGGUGGUACGGAAUUGACGCGAUGGAGCAAGAAGACGAGAGGCCGUAGUGCGAUUUCGGCAGCAUUUUGCAUAUGCCACAGAACAUCAAGAAGAAGGAUCUCAGAUUAAGUCCUGCCUGCCUCUGACGGGUCCUAGGCACGGUAUUUAAGGAGGUAGUUUCACGACAUAGAAUAACGAGUGGUGAGAUGGAUCGGAGGCGUCAAAUGACAGAACAGAAUCGCACGAGAUUGACCUGUCAAAC
Cladophialophora immunda is the source of this 4175-nucleotide messenger RNA. RefSeq lists its product as uncharacterized. The transcript has a single exon. The record is from RefSeq and is a predicted model, not a curated record. Bases 130 to 3981 code for a protein of 1283 amino acids. NCBI's taxonomy places the organism in Eukaryota, Fungi, Ascomycota, Eurotiomycetes, Chaetothyriales, Herpotrichiellaceae.